AUGAGGGGGACAAACCUCAGCACUGGGACAGAGUUUGUCCUGCUGGGGCUCCAGGAGAACCACGCUCUCGAGUUGAUCCUGUUCAUGUGCUGCCUCGGCAUCUACUCUGUGAGUGUGCUGGGAAACUCCCUCCUCAUUGUGCUAAACAUGCUGGACCCCCAUCUGAACACCCCCAUGUACUUCUUCCUCAGCAACCUUUCCUUCAUAGACAUCUGUGGCACCUCUGCCUUUGUGCCUCUCAUGCUAGUCAACUUCCUGAAAGUUCAGAAGACCAUCUCCUUCCCUGGCUGUGCCCUACAGAUGUUCCUCACUUUGGGAAUGGGCUCCACAGAGUGCUUGCUCCUUGCUGUGAUGGCCUAUGAUCGCUAUGUGGCCAUCUGCCAGCCACUGAGGUACCCAGAGCUCAUGAACAUGAGGAUAUGUAUACGGAUGGCUGUGCUGAGCUGGGGAACAGGGUUCAGUAACUCACUGCUGCAGUCUGUGUUCACCUGGAGCCUCCCCUUCUGUGGCCACCAUGUCAUCAACCACUUCUUCUGUGAGUUAUUGGCAAUGCUCAAACUGGCCUGUGGGGACAUCUCCCUAAAUGCCCUACUAAUAUUAGUGACCGCAGUGAUCCUGACAUUGCCCCCUUUUCUGCUCAUCUGCCUGUCCUACAUCUUUAUCUUGGCCACAAUCUUUAGGGUUCCUUCUGCUGCAGGCCGGCGCAAAGCUUUCUCCACCUGUUCUGCCCACCUCAAUGUGGUUGUCAUUUUCUAUGGAGCCCUCAUAUUCAUGUACUUCAAACCCAAGGCUAAGAAUCCCCAGUGGGAUAAGAUGAUUGCUUUAUUCUAUGGGAUCGUGACCCCCUCCCUAAAUCCCAUCAUCUACAGCCUGCGUAACGCAGAAGUAAAAGCUGCUGCUUUGGCGCUGUUGCGGGGAGACCUGCUCUCCAGGAAGCUGUCCCAGCUCUCCUGCUGGAAUCCUGUGCACUCAGGCUAA
Suncus etruscus (white-toothed pygmy shrew) is the source of this 978-nucleotide messenger RNA. Its product is annotated as olfactory receptor 2K2-like. Gene Ontology annotation, biological process: G protein-coupled receptor signaling pathway. Lineage: Eukaryota; Metazoa; Chordata; Mammalia; Eulipotyphla; Soricidae. Bases 1 to 978 code for a protein of 325 amino acids. The transcript has a single exon. Gene Ontology annotation, cellular component: membrane. The record is from RefSeq and is a predicted model, not a curated record. Gene Ontology annotation, molecular function: G protein-coupled receptor activity; olfactory receptor activity.